GAAGACGCGGUGGACGGGAAUCCGUUACGAAUGCUGCGGUCGGGAGGAAUUGGGGGCGUAUUGCGGGCCAAAGUCCGCGGCAACAGGUCUUUCUCUCAGCCACGGCUGCCGACCACCGCUCAGACCGCGGGCUUGGCUCGAGUGGCCUCCACUCGGUCUUCAUUGGGAGUUCCACCGCCAGUGCCCACGACUACGGGUGCGGAUGAUGUGAACAACGCCCUGCCGUUACCGCCGCGGGACCGCUCGCGACCGAUGCUGAUGCAGCUGAAGACACACCAGAGGCGGCACCCGUUGGUGAUGCCGAUCGCCAACGGCGACGCCGAGCAGCUCGAAGAGCAACAACGACAGCAGCGGGCGCUCAUGGAUCAGCUACAGGCCCAACACCAGCACCAGCAACGAGAAGGUUCGCCCCUCCGAAUGGUGCCGGUGCUGAAGCAGGUGUCGUGUCCGCAGCCGCCGCAGACAUUUCUCGACAACUACUCGGCCAUGAAGUUGGCGUCCGGUGGCGAGCCGUACGACGGCGUCGGUUGUGAUAAAAAGUUGGCACCGAUUCCGCCGCCAAAACCCCAAAGAAGUUAUCUCGGCGAAGAGUCCUUCGAGAGUGAGAUGCAAAAAGUGUUGGACAGCAUUAAAAUGGACAACACGUGUCUCACAUCUAGAUCCCCAUCACCACCACCGGUGGCCGACACCGACAGCUCAACCAUUAGUACCAAUCAUAACCACAAAAGCUAUACAAUUAAUGAUAAAAGUAUUUUGACGACAACUCACACCAGCGGCGCCGCCGCAGCCGGUGGUGACCACUCAUCGGCGGUAACCGUUGCCAAAGCGGCGCAAAUGUCAUCCAAAUCGACACUAAAUCACACGAAUCCUUCGGCGUCAGAUCACAGUAGCUAUUCAUACAAACCCAUGACAACCAUUACCGUCGCUGGCGAUAGUCAUUCAUCCGUAGCGGCCGGUAGUAGCUAUCGCUCGGCCGCCGCGGCGGACAUUACUACCAAUGGGUCCAGUAGUCGGGCGACGAGUAGUUACAGCAGUUUCACCGCCGACUCGACGCCCGGAGCUAAGAAGAAAGGUGUCGACAGCGAUGAGGUUCGGGUGAUGCAGAAAGUGUUGGCCAAUGAGACAAACCUGUCGAGCGAAGAGUGCGCCAAAAUCCUGCACUCAACCGAUUGGGACGUCCAUAAGGCCAUCAAAUGCAUCAGAUUGAGGCAACAGUUGCGCACCCACUCGAUCGAAGUGGACUGCGAUUGGGCGGUGAUGUUGGCCAAAUUCAACUGGAACAUUCGCCAGGCCAGCAACUACUUGAUCGCCACUCAGGGCGUGCCCGGAGACGCCACCGAAGUCUGACACAACCAUUCAAUCACUCACUCACACAACAACACCCGGUUAUCCCUCCCCUUUCCCGUCCGCUCAAUACAACACAAACACUGGUCACAAACCCGCGGGCGGUCUAAUACACGGUCUAAUCCCGAUCCCCGUUCCCGUUAACAGCUGUCAUAAAAUAAUGCUUUAUAUAAAUUAAUGGUUACGUUGUGUGUGUGUGUUAUAUACACUCCGACUCGACCUGACCCGAGCCCCUGAUCCCCCAAAAGCUGAGCACAAUUUUUGAUAUUUAUUUUGAUAGCCAUUUGUUUUUUGGAUUAUAUUUUAC
Medioppia subpectinata is the source of this 1651-nucleotide messenger RNA. The record is from the annotation of a GenBank genome assembly. NCBI's taxonomy places the organism in Eukaryota, Metazoa, Arthropoda, Arachnida, Sarcoptiformes, Oppiidae.